AGACCAAUCAAAAGACCAUGCGAUCUCCGGUGCUCAAGCAACAUGGUGUUUCUGGCGACGUCGGCGGUUACUCGUUGCGUUGCUCGCGUUCUUCGGGUUCUUCAACAUUUACGCUCUCAGGGUGAACCUGUCAGUUGCAGUUGUCGCCAUGACAGAGCCCGUGGAAACCAAGCUCGAGAAUGGCACUAUUGUUAUGGUGCCAGAGUUCGACUGGUCUUCUCAGACGAAGGGGCUGGUGCUGAGCUCGUUCUUCUACGGGUACCUGGUCACGCAGCUGCCGGGCGGGUGGCUUGCGGCUAAAAUAGGAGGUAACAGGGUGUUCGCGAUCGGCAUCGGAGCUACGUCCCUGCUGACCCUGUUCACGCCGCCGCUUGCGCACAUCAGUACCGGCUUGCUGAUUGCUGUCAGAGUACUAGAAGGUCUAUUUGAGGGCGUAACGUACCCCUGCAUCCACGCCGUGUGGUCCCGCUGGGCGCCCAGCGAGGAACGCGCGCGUCUGGCCACAUUCGCCUUCAGCGGCAGCUACGCCGGCACCGUCGUCUCCAUGCCUAUAUGCUCCUUGCUGGCGCACUACACCGGCUGGCCGGGGAUAUUCUACGUUUUUGGCAUAGCAGGGCUCGUGUGGACGACGAUCUGGUGGCUCGUAGUGAAGGAAUCGCCCGAGCACGACCCGCUCAUUACUCCCGCAGAACUUAAGUACAUACAGGAGUCCCGCGGCACUCCGCUGGUGGAGGGCUCCAAGGUGCGGCACCCCUGGCGGGCCAUGCUGACGUCAGCGCCCGUGUGGGCCAUAGUGGCCGCGCACUUCAGCGAGAACUGGGGCUUCUACACGUUGCUCACGUUCCUGCCCACCUUCAUGCAAGACGUCUUCAAGUUUGAAACGUCGCAGACCGGAUGGCUAUCCGCCAUACCCUACCUGGCAAUGGCCAUAGUGUUGCAAGUGGCCGGCCAUAUGGCCGACUGGCUGCUGAAGCGACGCGUCAUGUCCAGGACCAAUAUUAGGAAGUUGUUUAAUUGUGGAGCCUUCUUAGCGCAAACGCUGUUCAUGGUGUGCGCGGCGUACUCAUCGUCGGUGACGAGCUGCGUGGUGUUCCUCACCAUCGCCGUGGGUCUCGGCGGCUUCGCCUGGUCGGGGUUCAG
This is a messenger RNA of Hyposmocoma kahamanoa, 1140 nucleotides long. Its product is annotated as vesicular glutamate transporter 1-like. The annotation marks the transcript as partial. Gene Ontology annotation, molecular function: transmembrane transporter activity. Gene Ontology annotation, biological process: transmembrane transport; monoatomic anion transport. The record is from RefSeq and is a predicted model, not a curated record. The transcript has 8 exons. Gene Ontology annotation, cellular component: plasma membrane. Lineage: Eukaryota; Metazoa; Arthropoda; Insecta; Lepidoptera; Cosmopterigidae.